CGAAUUUGUGGUAUAUUCUCAAUAUUCAAGCUGGAGGUUUAGAAAGAGAUGUUAACGUUGAACACUCCCUGACUUUAGACGUAGUAGUUAAAUAGAUGGUACUUUUGCAUGUUAUAAAUCAAAGAAAAGAAAAAUCGUCUGUUGAUAAACCAAUCUAUUCAGAGGGCGGUUAAGCCUCGCUACUAUAUGGAAUUACCCAAUUAGGAAUUACUCAUGAUACUUAUUCGAAUAAAGAAACGCAAGGAUCAAAGUGAACUCUUUCGAAUAAAUUUCGCAUAUAGUAUUGAUUUGUUUACUGCUGCAUGAUACAAAGUUUAAGUAGUAUCUGAAUUCAUUGAAAGGUGAUUGUUUACUUGUUACUUUUAAUAUGAAAAGGAAAAGAAACUUGAGAUACGUACUCAAGUAGGCGUGACGCUUAAAUGCGUAGACAGAACACUCAAAUCUCGAAAUACCAAUUUGAAACGUAUUAAACUUUAAACUGUUGCACCACAUAGCUUUUGUAAACAGUGAUUUGUGUGUUUUGGAUUUUUUCCCGUAACACAUAUAAGGAUGGGUGCUACCUUUUCCAUAGUGUUAAGUGUUAUUGGAGCUGUACUUGUAAUAGCGGUCAUUAUCGCUGUAAUAUGUUGCUGUAGACGGUCACCAGGACAGCGAGGUCAAGUCAACCAGCUUGGUAAUGCCCCGGAAAUGAUAGGGCCAAAUGUUCAGGUCAUAGCAAUGCCACCAUAUCAUACAUCAAUACCUCCGACAUAUUAUCCACAGACAGCCGUAUACAGUGGCGGGACCAAUCAACAAACCACAAAUGUACAUGGCACAUCGCCUAGCUUGAAUGGUCACACUCACAUCGCGCAUGCGCAGCUUAAAACCACAGAAUCCCCGCCAAAUUACGAGUCCCUGUCCUUUCAAUCUAACAAUACGUCAAACACAACGCAUGUUCCACAGCCAUCAUCAACUACUGAGCAUGAAGAUAACACAUACCAACCACUUGCUCACCGGGAGAACAGAACAGAUACAGAUUACACCCAAAUACCGUCGUCAAUCAACACUUAUUUAACUCUGACAAACGACGGAGGACAUUUGCAAAACAACGACAAUAAUAACAGGGACAAUUACGAAGUGACCGAAACAUCAACUGGAAGUUACCUAACAAUGACACAGGCUGAUAGCCAAGCAGAAGGCAGUGAACAUCCUGCCAGGGACAGUUAUUUAGUGCCCCAACCCUCAGGAGGAAGUUACCUGACGAUGCCGACAGCUAAUGAACAAGUGCAAAACAGCAUUGCUCCUGCCAAUGACAGUUACCUAGUGCCUCGACCAUCUAGUGACUCCCAAUAUGAAAGUAUAAACGACUACAGGUAUUCGUGUUCAUAGUGUGACUCUGGUGUUAUAAUAGUAACGUUCUUGAUAAAUGGCACUUAAAACAGAAAAAAAGGAAACCUAACAUUACAGUAACAUAGAACACACUGUAAUAUCACAUCUUGAGAUGUAAUUAAACUAUGAAUGUGACAUUUUUGAUGAUAAGUUUUCGAAUGGAGAAAAAACCUCUUAAAAUUCAUUCAUGGUCUGACGUUUCGCUUUGGACAUUUGUAAGGAAAUUAACAAACCAGUUCUGCCCACCCAAAUAAUCAACGGCCACAAGAAACAAUAAAACAGCUACACGACCAAACCGAUCAUUUCCAGGGGUAAGAAAGAGCAAGACAUGAACGGCACCCAGGAAAACAUCUAAAGUAGCAAGAAGAGCAAUACACGAACGGUACCCAGUCAAAUUUCUUCAAUAGCAAAAAAGCAAUACACAAACAGAACCCAAUAAAACACAUCAAGCAGCAAGAGCGACCAAACCAGUUACACCAAGCAAACAAUGUCAGCAGCAAGAAUGAACAAAUCACUAUAAUCACCAGUCAAAUAAACUCAAACUUUAACAUAUCUUAAUCAUCAUUUCUAAUCAUUUUUACUACCACAAGAAGCAAGAACGAGCGAAACGCCAAUGGAGCCAAACCUUUCCGACAUCUAAAACGAGCAGACCAUCAGUACUCCACAAAUUAUAUCCAGCAGCAAGAAAGAAAAAUAACAGCACCAAGCCAAACCUUUCCAUCCUAAGUCUCGACACUGAAAUAAAACUUGUACUGCAACCUUUCAUUCAUCUUAAGGACUACACAAUUAAAACUUUGAUUGUGAAGGUUCCAACGCAAGAAGUCGCAAGGACGUUUGUUUCUGAUGCGCCAUGUUUGUUUCCAACAUCGAUUGGACUGUAAUUCAAAUAUUUAUUCUUUAAAUGUGUAUACUUUUAGUAGGACAUUAAAUUUUAUACCUCAAUGAUUUUAAAUUAAAGUCAAUCAUUAUUACUUGCAGUAAUCUCGUAUGUUUAAGCGCAUCCGCUUGAUUUUGUUUCUUUGAUAAAAUGUUAAAUCGAUCAUUUUAUUAAACAUCCAUACUAUG
Mya arenaria is the source of this 2433-nucleotide messenger RNA. RefSeq lists its product as uncharacterized. The record is from RefSeq and is a predicted model, not a curated record. The coding region runs from base 550 to 1368 and encodes 272 amino acids. The transcript has 2 exons. Lineage: Eukaryota; Metazoa; Mollusca; Bivalvia; Myida; Myidae.